AUACUGUCAAUAAUUUCGUUCCUCAACAUCAUGGUGCUGCAACCGUUGUAGGUGGUGCUCAAAAUGAUACAUUAUUUUUAUAUGGAGGAAUUACAAAUUACGAGAGAAUGAGUAUGGUUUAUUCAUUUAACCCGAAAAAAUCAUGGAUGAUUCCAACCUUAGAAGGAAAUGAUGGAAGUGAAGUUAAUAGAAAGGCAUUUUUGACAGGCAUUGCAGAUAAUGGAAAGAUGUAUUUAUGGGGUGGAACGGAAAUGAUAACGAGAUAUUAUGUAAACGAUAUGCUUAUUUUAGAUAUGAUAGAUCUUACUUGGAGUACUGGAAGUUUGAUUAAUGCACCAAUUCCAAGAAAUGAAUAUGGAGCCACUUUAUUACCUAACCAUAAAAUUAUUUAUAUGGGUGGUAGCAAUGGUCAAAAUUUGGGUAUAGGAUUAGAUAAGGUUUAUAUGUAUGAUACGAUAAAUGAUAGUUGGGCUACUCAAGUAACUUCAGGAAAUAUACCUUCUAGAAGAUUUGGUUUUUCUUCUAAUCUUGCUUUAGAUGGGCAAAGAUUAAUAAUUUUUGGAGGAUAUAAUGUUCCUUCUAAGGAAGCAACUUACGUAUUAGAUUUAACCAAUUUUAACUGGUAUGUUCCGAAUAUUAAUGGAACUAUUCCAUCAAGUCGAGCCUAUCAUAGAGCAGAUGUAAUUAAUAAAUAUCUGGUUGUAACAUUUGGGUCCGGUUAUAAUAAUUCAAAGGAAGAUGAUGUUUUAUUACUUGAUAUAAGUAAUAAUGACCAAUAUGUUUGGACAGGCUAUUAUGCUAUUUCUGAUUCAGCUCCAUCGCCAAUUGAUAGUAAAAAAUCUCGUAAUUACAAAUUAAUCGGUAUAAUUGGCGCAUCUGUAGUCGGUAGUAUGGUAUUAAUUGCAGGAACUUACUACUUACACAGAUGGAAUAGAAAUAGACGAACGAAAAUUGCAGUACAUCCUCCUAGCGGUAAACUUGAUAAUCAAACAGGACAAAAAGUAGUUUUAACAAUGGUUAACGAUAAUGGCAAUAAUGAUCAACAAACCAAACAAUAAUUACAAAAAAAAGCGAUUAAAAUAUGAUCU
Rhizophagus irregularis DAOM 181602=DAOM 197198 is the source of this 1088-nucleotide messenger RNA. RefSeq lists its product as uncharacterized. Lineage: Eukaryota; Fungi; Glomeromycota; Glomeromycetes; Glomerales; Glomeraceae. Gene Ontology annotation, molecular function: protein binding. The record is from RefSeq and is a predicted model, not a curated record.